AUGUCGACGACUGGGAAGGACUCGUCGACUCAUAAUCAGGAUUCCGCAAUGGCAAUAACCACCUCCAAGGACAAACGGCCAACUUUCGACUUCACCUCAGCAUCUUUGCAUCGUGGCAGUUGCGGUGGCAAGCUGACUACUGAUACAUAUGGAUUCCGUGACGACUACCAAUUACUACAACCUUCCGGUCGUCAUGUAGAAAUGGAUCAAACUGGCAUUCUGGCCGAACGUAAGGCGGCCGAUCGCAGUGGGUUGUUAUUCUCGACUCUGAGCACUUUUGCUCAGCCGAUCGAGAAAGGGGUUGCUCACGAAGGCGAGCAACAAAAUAAUGCAUUUGAGACAGUGCUUGGGAAUGGAGAAAAGGACCCGACCUACCAGAGCCAAGCAGUACUACUGAAAACGUCAGACUACUGCCAGCUGAGAGCAGAUAAGCAGACUAAGCGCCCGACCUUCAACAAGCUCUCCUCCAACCCAGCUAAAUCGACAUCGUACCAGGUAGGAAUGUUGCAAAAACGACCAACUCAUUCAUCCUUUCGCUCUCACAAGCAGUCAGUCGGCUUAAUUAUUUACGCGUUGGUGAUCAGAUGUUGCUUGCUUUCAUCCAGACGCAAACAUAGAAACCUGGACACUUGUAAUAUUUACCCAAUUGCUACAUGUUCCCUUGUUCUAGCUCACUUUCUACAAGUUCGUCCUCAUUUUCUUUGUAAAAAAACCACAUUAAUAGGCCUGCUCAGACCAAAGUCUCACUCAACCCUGAUGGUAUCGGCCUACCUGAGCCCUGAUUGA
Molecule: messenger RNA, 786 nt
Organism: Protopolystoma xenopodis
Lineage: Eukaryota; Metazoa; Platyhelminthes; Monogenea; Polystomatidea; Polystomatidae
Source: the annotation of a GenBank genome assembly